Cylas formicarius (sweet potato weevil) is the source of this 2929-nucleotide messenger RNA. It is a transcript of the gene Gpdh1, whose product is annotated as glycerol-3-phosphate dehydrogenase [NAD(+)], cytoplasmic. Gene Ontology annotation, biological process: carbohydrate metabolic process; glycerol-3-phosphate catabolic process. Gene Ontology annotation, molecular function: NAD binding; glycerol-3-phosphate dehydrogenase [NAD(P)+] activity; protein homodimerization activity. The coding region runs from base 333 to 1640 and encodes 435 amino acids. NCBI's taxonomy places the organism in Eukaryota, Metazoa, Arthropoda, Insecta, Coleoptera, Brentidae. The transcript is spliced from 7 exons. Gene Ontology annotation, cellular component: glycerol-3-phosphate dehydrogenase (FAD) complex; cytosol. The record is from RefSeq and is a predicted model, not a curated record.
AGUUGCUUCGGAAUUACGGACUUGUCGCGCAAUGGCUUGCGCAAAUCGCUCGCAAUAUACACAAUUGGGCCGAAACUUGGGAAUAAUCUGGCUGCGCGCCGCAUAAUCACUCCGCUUUUAUUAAACUGCAGUCAAUUUUUCGACGUCGCGCUGCCAUUCGGAUUCGAGUUGGCACCGCCUCAGCAAAUCGAAUAUCGAUCGAAAACUGCGGCAAGUUUUACGUCAAACGAGCGCAGCCGUAGGCAACCCGCCCGAUUGCGUAACCGACAACCGUUCUCCGCUUCGACGGAGCGCGGUUGGCGACACUGCAUCCCUCGAUAACCUCCGACCUUAUGAUUGGCCUUCGAACCUGGAAGCGGCACGCGAUUGGUCGGACAACCCACUAUUUCCACGGUCGCGUGCCCGACUGUGGUCUCCCACUAAACAAUCGUAAUGUCGUUGACGACGUUCGCCUAUCAGUCGCCGUUCAAAAUUCGAAGUGCGUUGUCGGUCGCAACAACAGGUUGCGUUUUGAUCGCGAUUUCAAGGCGACGAUGGCUUGCACGAGUCCCAAGAGAGUGUGCAUCGUGGGGAGCGGAAAUUGGGGUUCCGCUAUAGCGAAGAUCGUGGGCUCGAAUGCGGCCCGCCUAGCAACUUUCGACGACCGGGUGACGAUGUACGUCUAUGAGGAGCUCAUCAACGGCAAAAAAUUGACCGAAAUCAUCAACGAGACCCAGGAGAACGUGAAAUAUUUGCCGGGGCACAAGCUGCCGUCCAACGUGGUGGCCGUGCCGGACGUGUUGGACGCGGCUAGAGACGCGGACAUCCUUAUAUUCGUGGUGCCGCACCAGUUUAUCAGGACCCUGUGCUCGACGUUGCUCGGCAAAAUUAAACCCACAGCGAUAGCCUUAUCGUUAAUCAAGGGUUUCGAUCGUGCCGAGGGCGGCGGCAUCGACCUCAUCUCGCAUAUCAUCACCCGCCUCUUAAAAAUACCAUGCUCGGUGCUGAUGGGCGCGAACCUCGCCGGCGAAGUGGCCGACGAGAAGUUUUGCGAGACGACCAUCGGUUGCAAGGACGCCACUGUCGGCCCGGUGCUCCGCGACCUCAUCCAGACCACCUACUUCAGGGUGGUCGUCGUCGACGAUGAGGACACGGUCGAAGUAUGCGGCGCCCUCAAGAAUAUCGUCGCGUGCGGUGCCGGUUUCGUCGACGGCUUGGACCUGGGGGACAACACGAAAGCGGCGGUGAUCCGUCUCGGUCUCAUGGAAAUGGUGAAAUUCGUCGACGUUUUCUAUCCGGGCGGUAAACUGUCGACGUUCUUCGAAAGUUGCGGCGUAGCCGACCUGAUCACCACGUGUUACGGCGGUCGUAACCGUAAGGUGAGCGAGGCGUUCGUUCGCACCGGAAAGUCGAUAAAGGAGCUCGAAGACGAGAUGCUCAACGGGCAGAAACUGCAGGGUCCUUACACCGCGGAAGAGGUGAACUACAUGCUCAAGAACAAGGGCAUGGAGGAUAAGUUUCCCCUGUUCACUGCUAUACACAGGAUUUGUAUGGGUCAGCUGACCGCCCAAGACUUCAUCGACUGCAUAAGAAACCACCCGGAGCACAUGGAUUCUAAAAUCGACUGUGUCGUUGUUCCGCAUCAAGCGUGCAAACUUUAAAAAAAAUAUAUGUCACGUCCCCGCCAUAACUAAUAAUCGCAUUUUGAGGUUGUGCUUUUCCCCCAACCCAGACGUGGUUCAUUUUUUUUUCGUACUUAUAUAACACGCAUCCGAAAGAGGGAGACUUCGUCGCUGAAUAAACAGAUUCACAACUGGCUGCGUUCAUUUCAUUUUCGUCUCGUUCGGACCGCAGAGCAAACACCAUGCAGAUGCGAACGUACUAGAUUUUAUAACGCUAUUUCAAUACCACUUUAGAUGCAAGAUGCAUUAUUCAGUGUACCACAUUUUUGCAAAGAUACACCAGUGGCGCGCAUACGGAAUUUCACCUGUCUAUUGUGGCGGACGUUGAUGGUACGCCACUGAUUUCUCUUGAAAUAAAAAUUAUCCUUAUGAUCUCCAUUCGUUUCGAACAAAAAUAUUUUUUUUUGUUCUUAGUCGUUAAUUAGGCUUAUAGACGUUGACGGCUUUCCAAUCAACAUGGUAGCUAAUAGUCAGAAAAGAGAUUCGUGGAGUGGUAAAAUCAGUCGAUGACUACAAGCACCUUGGAGUAACCUUCAGUAAUUCGGAUUCAAGUGAAGGUCAAAUUAAAAAAAAAAAAAACGUAUUGUACAAGGAAAAAUUACAACGAAACAUUUACUGUCGAAUAAACAGAUAAGGUCCAACACCAAGAGCGAAGGAAUAGAAAACUUGAUUGAGGUUAAGAAAUGACAGAGUAGAUGUUAAGAAAAUAUGGAGUAGAAAAUGUGGCCCUUAAAGGGCACGAAAGAACCUACGAGGUGUGUUGAAAGAAUAAGGUGACUUUUGAGUUUUAUCUAAAAGUAUUUAUUUAUUCAUUAAAAUUAAUGUUGUCCCUUUCAAACUGUGGACAUUACGUUAGGCAUAUGUGUACAUAACAAAAAAAAAAUCAAAGAUCGAAUUACAAUUACAAAAGUCGCCUUACUUUUUGAACACAUAUCGAACGGCUCCAUAUUUGUAGUUGUAAAAUGCUUACUGGGUGCUUUAGGCUUUACAAGGGCAACAGUGUUACAAUAAGGUUUUUAAGAACGCUGUAAAAACUGAUGUAAUCAACCCCAUAGGUUUUUUGGAUUUUUGCAUGCUAUACUAUAAAUAUUAAACGAUUUUGGUAUUUAUUAGACAUCCUACAAAAACUUGCUUAUUGAACUGCAUAAAAAAAUUCUUUCAUUCAUAACGUGCAGAUUGGGCAACAAAGUAGGGAGAAGUCUAAUUGUCGCAUCUGUGCGGUGUUGAUUCUGUGGUCCGAGUCGCCUAAGCUAAUGGCGUUUUGUGUU